Molecule: messenger RNA, 3398 nt
Organism: Tachysurus fulvidraco (yellow catfish)
Lineage: Eukaryota; Metazoa; Chordata; Actinopteri; Siluriformes; Bagridae
Gene: golph3a
Product: golgi phosphoprotein 3a
Exons: 4
Coding region: 290-1186 (298 amino acids)
Biological process (GO): Golgi organization; Golgi to plasma membrane protein transport; Golgi vesicle budding
Cellular component (GO): Golgi cisterna; trans-Golgi network; cytosol
Molecular function (GO): phosphatidylinositol-4-phosphate binding
Source: RefSeq, a predicted model, not a curated record
AGUUACCUGAGGCUCAGUGCCACAUCCACUGCUGACGUCAGCGACGGCCGCCAUGUUAGCAGCUGUGACUGAGGCGACGGGAAAGUGCGACCUGAAGCUAACUCGGUAACGAAUUACACCGUGUUCUUUAUCCAAACCGAACAUCUUUCGGAUGUUAAUAAGGGCUCGGUGACCUUUUAUGUAUCAGAUUUAAACCAAAAGACUCCAACCUCAGACAGGAGUUUGUCUGAGAAGCUGGCGUGUGUGUGCGUGUGCGUGUUUUUCUUCUUUCCUGUGUGAGGCUAACGCUAUGAGUUCGUUGACUCAGCGGAGUUCGGGCCUCGUGCAGAGACGCACCGAGGCCUCGCGCAGCGCCGCCACAGCCGCCGCCGCCGCCGACAAAGACAAGAGCUCGCGCGACGACGACGAUGAGCACCGCCGAGACGAGCAGGAAGACGACGACACCGGCGAUUCCAAAGAAACUCGUCUGACCCUCAUGGAGGAAGUGCUGCUUCUGGGCUUGAAAGACCGCGAGGGCUACACCUCAUUUUGGAAUGACUGCAUAUCCUCAGGGCUGCGUGGAUGCAUGCUCAUUGAGCUCGCCUUACGAGGAAGGCUGCAGCUGGAGGCCUGUGGCAUGAGGAGAAAAAGCCUUCUUGCCAGAAAGGUCAUUUGUAAAUCUGAUGCUCCGACUGGUGAUGUGCUCCUGGAUGAAGCUCUGAAACACAUUAAAGAGACCCAGCCUCCGGAGACCGUCCAGAGCUGGAUCGAGCUCCUUAGUGGUGAAACAUGGAACCCGCUGAAGCUCCACUACCAGCUGCGGAACGUGCGUGAACGCCUCGCCAAGAACCUGGUAGAGAAGGGCGUGCUCACCACAGAGAAGCAGAACUUCUUGCUGUUCGACAUGACGACACACCCUCUCACUAACAGCAACAUCAAGCAGCGUCUCAUCAAGAAGGUGCAAGAAGCCGUGCUGGACAAGUGGGUAAAUGACCCACAGCGCAUGGACAAGCGUCUGUUGGCCCUCAUCUUCCUGGCUCAUUCGUCCGACGUUCUGGAAAACGCGUUCGCACCUCUGCUGGACGAGCAGUACGACCUGGCCAUGAAGAGGGUGCGACAGCUGCUUGACCUCGAGCCAGAGGGCGAGAGCCUGAAGAGUAACGCCAACGAGCUACUGUGGGCCGUCGUGGCUGCCUUCACCAAAUGAGGAUACACUUGUAAAGCACUAAAAACAAACAUUUGACUGGUUCCUGAAAAAAAGGCUAAAAGGGUUGUAUCUGAAAUGAACGAUAACUCUCUACAGAGCUGUCUGUCACACACGCCACCCCAUACUCCCGUUUCCUUGCCGAUUACUUGCUUCCCUUCUAUGUUCUCUACACAGCUUUGAUCUGGCCAGAGGAAAGCAUGCCUGCCUUUUCCCUCCUUCUUUCAUUCUUAUGUUGUCCAGUUAAAUGCAUGAGGGGUAUCCUCUUUCUGGACUGUCUGAAGAUCCCACAGGAGCAAUCUGUACGAUUUGCAUAAUUGGACAAGUGGGCUUUUUUUCUCCCCUUAUUUCUCAGUACUCUGCCCUUACUGAUUAAUUCAAAUUCAAAAUUAUAGAUGAGAAAGUGAGUCUCUUCCCAUUUUAGAGCUGUGUUACUGUUCUUUUUUGAGAUUUGGAUAGAAGUGCAAACACUCAAUAUGAAUGACAUUAAAAAGAACUGGAGGGUUUGAGUCUGUGAUGUAUAUGGAAAAAGUCGAAUGGUUUCGGAUUACUAUUCUCUGCCAGACUUGGCGGUCUUGGUUCAAAUGUUGUGGAGCUCCAGUGAAACCACAAGAUUAGUAAGCACCAAAUACUCCCGUUGGGGAGCAGAUUAUCUCCAGACCUGUAUUGUUACGUCAGUGCAAUGGUAGUAAUAGCCCCGAAGUAAGGUUGGGGCUUUUUUUGUAUUGUUUUUGGGAUAAUGGAGUUUUUUUUAAGUUUGAUAAUGGAGUCAGCUCAUGGACGGUGCAGCUUCGCCAACUAUCAUAAUCCGUCAGUGUAUCUGACCAGUCAAAUGCGGAGGAAAUCCAAAGCUUGAUGAUUGUGUGUGGAUCCUCCCAGGGGAAAGAAUGAAGAAAAUAUUUAACUACAUAAAGCCCUUGCUAUUCUUUCCAAGUUGUUCCCUGGGAUCAACCUUCCCAAAUUUAUGUUGAGCAGUAGCAUAAAAUGUUUGUAAUUUUCACCGUCAUGAACUUCACCAAUACUUUGAGCGCUACCUCUCACACUUUACCCUUUAUUGUUUUAACUGCCUCUCUCUGGCUCUGUCACUUUAGCGUCGUUAUUCUACAGUUUUCUUCUAAAUACGUGAAGCCACCACUGUUAUGUGCCUAAUCUCGGUUACAGGACUUGUGACCUCCACGUUACGAUACGUACUGUAGCUAUUCCUCGACAUGACAUUCAUGAACACUGAGCGAAUCGCUUUUAAAAUCCUAGAUUUGUCCCUAAUCUUAAAUUUUAUGUGUAAGGGGAAUGUCAGGUAUUUAGGCUUCAAUUUUCUUUUCUUUCCUGUCCUUUGCUUACACUGUGUGAAGAACGGAUUCUUUGUUUCAUUUUGCUAUCAGAUAUCUACCAGCCUCUGUAGAGUACUUUUAACAGAUCACUGUCUUUAUUUAGACAGGAGCCCAAGAUUUCCACAAAAAAUCUUCACAACUACUUUAUAUUAACGUUAGUUUUUAUUGUACGGUCAGAAAGAGGGGUUUAAAUCGAGUAUGCAAGGAGAAAUUUGAUGCCAGUAUCAAUGUUCCAAGUUGGUCUAUAUAAGUUUACUACUUUUCCCCAGUUUUCAUGUUUAUGUAUUCCUCUCUUACAAACUGAUUGACAAAUAAUAAAGUAAAAACUCAAACAUUUUGAUUGAGACUCACGUUUAUGCUUUACUUUAGUCCUCGUAACUGUUAUAUUUAAUGCUAAUGUGUUUGUAUCUUUUGGUUUAAUGAUAGAGGCAGAUUGCACAGAAGCCUAACAACACAUUCCAGCUAAAUCUGUAGUGUCCGCUAGCAGGUAAUCCAGUAAGCAUCUGUAUUCGUAACCGCAUUGUACUGUAUUUUCUCUUAGUGAACAUUUUACUUUGCAUUUAAUGUUAACUGAGGAUGCCUUUGAUGAAACCCUUUUUCUGCCGAACUUCAUGUUUCAUUACCUUUUUAUUUUCUGCUCCCAAAUUAAUGUUUUUUACUCAUUUAGGAAGCAAUAAUUUUACACGCUCGCUUCUGCUUCAUUUGUUAUCCGUCGUGAUUAAUGCUUAUUUUUGCAGCUACUUCUGUACCUGUAUGUAGCGAAUACUUUUUGGGCAAAGAAAAUUUGAAAUCAUGUGUAACUUUAGAGCCCACGAUGAAGGGUCCUAUAUUGUAUACACUUUUCCUAUUACCAAAUAAAUGAAGGUAUUGGGAGUGCCUCAAUUACA